AUGGCUUUGCCUUCUUUAAACGUUUCAAUGGAUGAAGGAGCAGAACGAAGUCCAAAGGCUGAAGGAAAGAAUGACGCCCGCAACUUGAGCAACACAGAAACGGAAGAGGAAGAAGAUCAAGUGCUUGAGCUUCCAUCUUCUUCUUCUACUUCAUCAAUCACAAAAUCAUUAUCUCAAAUGACAGCAGCCGAAAGAAGAGAGCAUUCUCGGCGUCAUUCUCGCAUUCAUAGUCGUAAUUUGAGCGUUUUCUUUCCUCAACCUGGAAGUGAAGCAGAACGAGAAGCUGAUCAAAUUCAAGCUGCAAACACGUUUCAAAAGCCAGAAGUUCAUCUUGAUACAAAUGUAUCUUCUAGUUCAUCAAGACUCACUUCUGCCGAUUCAACAAAAUCACUCUCACCAAGUCCUUCAAAAUCACGUAAAGGUCACCAUCGCAAGCAUAGCGUGAUGCACGAUGCCGAUUUCGCACCACAAACCAAUCAACCACAUCUUCAUUCACAUCAUGAGCAUGAAGAAGAUCACAAGCAUACCGCAAGAGCAUAUCCACAACAUACACGCCAACAUUCCUCCUCACUUGUCGGACAAUUGCUCUCCACACCCGUUUGGAAUUUGUUGUCCAAUACAGCUCUGCCUCCUGCUCAUCGACCUAUUCUGAUCUUUGGUACGUUUCAUUUCAUUCUUGGUGCGGUUUUAUGGAUGAAAGGUCAAUCAGGUGAUAGCUUAGCGAUGACAGGAUUAGGGUAUCUGGUUGUAUUUGAUGCUUUUGGUGUGCUAAACUCUGUAGCCUCGGAGUGGCUAAUAGAACAAUGGAGAAGAGAGAAAGCCUCGGUGCACGCUCAUGGACACAACAAAAAGUUUGUCAAACCAUAUGGACCGCAUCGUAUUGAAACGUUGCUUCAAUUCAGUCAAACGAUCUAUUUGCUCUUCGCAGCCAUCUAUGUAUGCAAAGAAUCCGUUGAGCAUGCUUUGCUGGAAGGACACGAGGAGGAACAUCACGAGCAAGACGAGGUUGGAUUACGCCUGCCUCAGCUCACUCUCUUGAUCACAACUGCGGCCUGUAUAUUCAGCAAUGUCGUAUUGCAAAAUCACGUCAAACUUGUCGCUGCUUGUGGUUUCUCAACAGCUGCUUCAGAGGCCUCAAGCGCAAGUCGUAGAAGAGCUGGUCAUGGAAGACAGGUUUCCGUUUUGGCAGAUCCAAGUGUGAUGGCUGGUCCUUUCUUGCAGCUAUUUGCCAACCCGUUCAGCGUAACUGUAUUGUUCUUUGCGUCUACGCUCACCGUUUCUGCUUUCGCAAUGCCGGCAUUUCAAGUGGCUGCUUUGGAUAAAGUAUUGGCAGGAUUGGAAAGUGUUGCGAUGUUGUAUGUUGCAUAUCCUGCAAGUAAGGCAUUAGGAAAGAUUUUAUUGCAAACUGCACCAAAGCAACAUGAAGUACAAAACGUUCAAUUGAUGCGAACGUUACGAACGAUUGAAGAACACAAAUUGGUCACAUACGUUGCACCACCUCAUCUAUGGCAGUUGACCCCGCCCACAUCUGCUAUCAAUCAAACACAACCGGCUGCUGCCAUUCAAUUUUCUGCAAACGGUUUGAGCUCAUCUUCAUCGGCUUCUUCUCUUUUGCUUGGACAAGCUACUAAUCGGACAGCAAAGAAUGCGGCUUUGAUUGCUUCCGUACAGAUAUUCUUGCAUGACAAUGCUUCUGAUGCAGAUGUUUUGGAUAUCACAAGAUGGGCAUGGCAACUGCUAGCACCUGCAGUUGGUGCAGGAGCAGGAUUGCCUGUUGGUGAGAGCCUACGUGGUGCAUUGAGAGCGGGAGAAGUGAUCGUUCAAUCACACGCAUGAACAUGGUCACGAUCAUAGUCACAGCCAUACGCAUGACCACAGCCACAAUCACCGUCACACGCAUGAUCAUGCUCACCAUCACGCAGAUUCUCAUGAACAUGAUGAUCAUCACAAUCAUGCUCAUCACCACAAUGGUCACGCUCAUCAACACGAUCAUUCGGACCAUCAUCAUCAUCACUAAAAUUGAUUUGCUAUCAUGCUGUAGUCUAAUGUCAUAUAUCUUAGUUUUAACAGAUGCAUUUUGAG
Molecule: messenger RNA, 2082 nt
Organism: Meira miltonrushii
Lineage: Eukaryota; Fungi; Basidiomycota; Exobasidiomycetes; Exobasidiales; Brachybasidiaceae
Exons: 2
Coding region: 1-1836 (611 amino acids)
Biological process (GO): monoatomic cation transport; transmembrane transport
Cellular component (GO): membrane
Molecular function (GO): monoatomic cation transmembrane transporter activity
Source: RefSeq, a predicted model, not a curated record